Molecule: messenger RNA, 2689 nt
Organism: Cuscuta campestris
Lineage: Eukaryota; Viridiplantae; Streptophyta; Magnoliopsida; Solanales; Convolvulaceae
Source: the annotation of a GenBank genome assembly
AAAAUGUGAUGACAUAUGUAAAAUGAUAUUGAAAAUUAAACGGAAGAGUGAAAAAACAUAAAUAUAAUAUCUAAUAAUAUAAUAUAAAAUAUUAUUCUUUUAAAUAUAGUUAACCAAAACACUAACCCUCGAAUUGACCGGUUAAAUCUUCAGCCACUAACUUGUCCGAGUUGACGUCUGAUUCAAUUUUCAAGACAUUGGUUUGGGAAUGUAAGGGAACACACGAGAGUAGAAGCUCUUGGGGUGACGGGCGCGUAGCCUACAUGCGGAUGCGUUCGAGAUGGAUGUAUAAAUAUCCACUCUGCAUCCUUUAUUUCUCACGAGAGAAAAAUUUGCUAGCGUUUGUCGUUGUGCCGUCAUCCUUUUCUCUGCCGCUUCCACACUGUUCAACAAGCCCAUCUCCGGUCAUUUCCCUCACCCUAGGUCAGUUUUCUUACCUUCGCUUCCCCGAUGUUUGUAGAGUCUUCAACCGUGCUGUAGAGUCUUCAACCGUGCGUCAGUUCGAGGCCAAGAGUCUGCUCGGUCACGGUGGUAACGAUUUUGCCCAGCGGGAUGACCAAGGGGAUCAAGCGAGCUCUCCAUCUCUCGAGGAGAUAAAGGCGAUAGAAGUUCCUCGAACCGCUGAACCUUGCUUCCAAAAACAGAUGGCGUUGGUCGACUCAGUCAUCCGCUCGUGGAAGUGCAACCUGACGGGCGACGAGUAUCGCCAGGUUGUGCUCUAUGCCGGUCCCAGCAUUACCCUGCGUCGUCCCACUCCUAAGGAGUCAGUCUUUGAUGCCCCUUCUCCUUCGGGUUUCUUUGGGUACCAUCUCAAGUCUCUUGAGUAUGGAUUCUGCUUUCCUCUCCACCACUUGACCAUUUCAUUCUUGAAACACUUUGAUUUCCUCCCUUGCCAAUUAGUUCCGAACUCGCACCGCUACAUGGCAGGGUUUUUCAUCCGCUGCCGCCAAACGCGGGUACGUCCCAACCUUGACCGCUUCGAGGCCUUGUUCCGGGUAGCUAAGUUUUCUGGCUCAAACUCUGGUUCCUAUGCCGCCCUCAGCCAAAGGAUGAAGCUCCUUCGUGACAAAAGCAAGGCCAAGAGCUCGCGAGGGCCUUCUGACGUUCUGCCCUUGACGCCACACCCCGGCCCGUUCGCCGAGGAGGUUCCUCUGACCAAGAAAUGCAAGGACGUGGCCUCGGCCACUUUGUGGAGCGGUUUGAGGAAGACAAGGCUAAGGCCAACCGUGACCCUCAACUGGCAGGGCCGAGCGACCACCCUUAAGGGGGAACUUGCUGCGUCCGAGGAGCAUGCUUGGGCUGCGGAAGAGGAGGCCCGCAAGGCCAAGGAACACCGUCAGAAUGCAGUCAAGGUCUUCCAAGCGUCGCCAGCCUUCGUGGAGGCAGCGCUCCCGCGCAUGGAAGAUCUGUUGAAGGCUGGGGUCGAGACUGACGUUGGCAAGCGGUUCUCGAUCCAGGAGGGAAAAUCCUACUUUUCCCUGGGGCAGGGAAAAUCCUACUUUGCUGUGCCUCAUCAUCAUCCAAAUCGUCGCAUGCCCGGCCAAUGGAAGGGCUGCCUGGGACAUGACAACCAGAGCUUGGUCGUCCGCCCCGUGGACGCCACGGGCCUCCUUCUCCCUUCGAACUUUGAAGUUCUGAACCUUCUCCCCUUGGCGAAUGCAAAUGUUGAGGAGAUGGGAGUAGGGUAGCCUUUGCCUGUGAUUGGCCGCGAAGUGGGUACUCUGUGUUUUGGUAUAAGAACUAUUAAGUACCUUUAGUUUUCAAAAUAUACUCACAAAAAAUUUAACAUUUUAAAAAAGUUGGCAAGAAAAAUAUGAACCCCUCUCGUUCUCUAUUUUUCUAGCAUUUCUAUCUUCAAGCUUCAUUAGAUCAAUGUUCCCUCAUGGUGUGGCCACCUGAAAAUUUUGAUCCAAUAAGAUUGCCAUCAGUGCUCCACCUGAAUAUUGACUAAACUUUAGCCUCUCAUUAAGGACAGAAAUUGCAGAACGUCUUGAUUGAGAGAUACUCGCAGCAACCGUUAGAGCCAUAAAUAAAUAGAUGUAUAAGGAACAACCAAUUAAUGACAAAAAUUGCUUUAAGGGUGUACAUGAAGGAUCACAUUAAGAUGAGAUACAUCCAUAGUAACUUAAGAGAUGAAUACAUAUGGAUUUGGAUUUACGCAAGGGGAAAUUAUUCAUUUAAAAUACCUGAGUUCCAGAAGCGAAAUUACCUGGAUAAACAAUUAAAAUGUUAUGAACAUACAAAAAAUUUAACAUUUUAAAAAGUUGGCAAGAAAAAUAUGAACCCCUCUCGUUCCCUAUUUUUCUAGCAUUUCUAUCUUCAAGCUUCAUUAGAUCAACAUUCCCUCAUGGUGUUGCUCACUCCAUAAAAAAUCUUGGGGAGAGAUUCUAAUUGUUUCCUUUCCAUUCCCAAUGUUAGUUUAUGAAGAGAAACAAUAUCAGAAAUAGAGUUGGCCAUCAAAUGCAUAAAUCACAUGAACAAUGUCACCGGUGGCAACAAUGCUACAGAACUUGCAAGAAAAGAGAAUGAAGCCAUUUUCGGAUUAAUACCUUGAAUUCAUGCUUUACAUAUUAGAAAAAUAGAAACCAAUCAUUUCAGCUAUAGAAUUAGUAAGUGAAAAACAACCACAAAGGAUCAUCACAUUUAUCUGUUUUGUUGUGAAGAAUGUAAACAAAUACUACAAACAUAA